Messenger RNA from Nelumbo nucifera (sacred lotus), 1851 nucleotides. RefSeq names its product C4-dicarboxylate transporter/malic acid transport protein (gene OZS1). NCBI's taxonomy places the organism in Eukaryota, Viridiplantae, Streptophyta, Magnoliopsida, Proteales, Nelumbonaceae. Gene Ontology annotation, biological process: stomatal closure; transmembrane transport; intracellular monoatomic ion homeostasis. Gene Ontology annotation, cellular component: membrane. Gene Ontology annotation, molecular function: voltage-gated monoatomic anion channel activity. The record is from RefSeq and is a predicted model, not a curated record.
AAUGGCCAAGAGAUCAAGUUCUCCGAGCUCUUAUAAUGGGGACCGUGUCAUAGAUGUUCAUCAAGUAUUUCCUGAAGAAAAACAAGAAGGUAAUGAGGAAACUACAAGGAUAGGCCACAAGGUCGGGAAGCGAUUAAACCAGCCCAUUAAAUUCCGGGAGCCAUGGAGGCCUCAGAAGAGUUUCAGUCGACAGGUCUCGCUAGAGACGGGGUUCGCUGCGCUUAAGGAUGAUAGGCGGGUGCUUGCAAGGAGUGGUCGAAGCUUUGGAGGUUUCGCUUCAGAUACUAGAGUUGGUGGGGAUGGAAAGAAAGGAGACUUCAAUAUCUUCAGGACAAAAUCAGCUAUUCACAAGCAAAAUUCGAUGUUGCCUUUGAGAAAAGAAGGUGAGACGGAUUUUCAGAAGCCUGACAUAUCAGUAGACCUUGAUGAGUCUGUAAACAGAAGCGUUCCUGCGGGGAGAUAUUUUGCUGCCCUGAGAGGACCUGAACUCGACCAAGUCAAGGACUAUGAAGACAUUCUCCUCCCCAAAGAUGAGAAAUGGCCUUUCCUCCUCCGGUUCCCAAUCGGCUGUUUCGGUAUCUGUCUUGGCCUGAGCAGUCAAGCAAUCCUGUGGCGCAACCUGGCAACAAGCCCAGCUACAAAAUUCCUGCACAUUACUCCACUCAUCAACCUCUUCCUCUGGCUCCUGGCCCUUGCUGCCCUCCUCUCUGUCUCCAUCACAUAUGCGCUCAAGUGCGCAUUCUACUUUGAAGCUGUCCGGAGGGAAUACUUCCACCCAGUCCGUAUCAAUUUCUUCUUCGCCCCUUGGAUUGUAUGCAUGUUUCUUGCCAUUGGUGCACCACCCAGAUUAGCACCUGGACGACUGCACCCCGCCAUAUGGUGUGCCUUCAUGGCACCCAUAUUCCUUCUCGAACUCAAGAUCUAUGGCCAGUGGCUAUCAGGAGGCAAGAGGCGUCUCUGCAAAGUAGCAAAUCCAUCUUCACAUCUAUCAGUGGUCGGGAACUUCGUUGGUGCAAUCUUGGCCUCCAAGGUUGGGUGGCAGGAACCUGCUAAGUUCUUGUGGGCUGUAGGCUUCUCACAUUACCUUGUGGUUUUUGUGACAUUGUAUCAGAGGUUGCCAACAAGCGAGGCAUUGCCCAAGGAACUACACCCAGUUUAUUCCAUGUUUAUAGCAGCUCCUUCAGCAGCAAGCAUCGCAUGGGAGACUAUAUAUGGUGAGUUUGAUGGAUUGUCAAGGACUUGCUACUUCAUUGCAUUAUUUCUCUAUGUUUCUCUUGUGGUACGGCUCAAUUUCUUCUGGGGUUUCAGGUUUUCGGUGGCUUGGUGGUCUUAUACCUUCCCCAUGACAACCGCAUCAUUGGCAACUAUCAAGUAUGCAGAGCAGGUUCCCGGUCUCCUGAGUAAGGGCCUUGCACUUACUCUAUCAUUCAUGUCUUCAACAAUGGUGUCUGUGCUGUUCAUCUCCACUCUUCUUCAUGCCUUUGUUUGGCACUCUUUAUUUCCCAAUGACCUUGCCAUCGCCAUAACAAAGAAGAGGAAUUACACUGGUAAAGCUUAUGGAAAAGAGAAGAAGCCCUCCAAAAGGGCCUACGACAUAAGGCGCUGGACCAAGCAGAGUCCUCUAUCCUUGGUUUCUUCAAUCACCAAGCAGAAGGUGGCAAACAAAGAUUUCAAUGGAGAGGCAAAAGUCUAGGACAAAAUUACAUUAUGAUGGAGUAUGUUCUGUGUGUGAUUGUAUUGAGAGGACAAAGUCAUGUAAUACUUGUCAUGAUUCAUGAAUAUGGGUUUCAUGUAUAUUCCGCCAAAUUUUGAGCCAUAAACUGAUAGUCUAACACACAUAAUUCUACUGGA